This is a messenger RNA of Effrenium voratum, 2179 nucleotides long. The record is from the annotation of a GenBank genome assembly. Lineage: Eukaryota; Dinophyceae; Suessiales; Symbiodiniaceae.
CAACUUUGCACCAGGAGCCAUAUCACCUGCACCGCAGCUUUUUGGCCACUGAGUGCGCGAAGUCCCGUGAUGCUGGUUGGGAAUGCGGUGGCAGCAUAGCCAUGCCGGAGGGACCUCACGCAGCUUCCAUGCGCAAGGCUCCGCGGCGGCACCACGUGCGCAUGUUCAUGCUCACCUUGGUCCAGGAAGGCAUGACGUGCUGGAAGUGAAGGCUCGGGAUCCUAUGUGGCUGGGUGUUGGUGGACUACACCUCUCCAUUCCCCAGCGCAACACCUUCCUGCCGCCACGAGGCUCAAUGCUGCGAGACAGUGACGUCCACCAUCCAAGUUCAUUUGGCCAAGCCAUUUGUUGAGAUAGUCUCUAUGCCGACAGCAGCAAACUCAUGACAGCAUAGCACCAUAGAAGUCAACGGAGGCUCCAGAGUCCGGCAUGGACGGCUGCAAGGUGUACAAGUUGCGGAUCCGCGGAAACUAUGAUGCCUUGUGCCAAAAGCUUGGCCAAGAGCUCCAGCAGGAGAUUUACAGUGAGCACAUUCGGAAGAUUCAAGAAGGCCGAGCGCCAGAAAAUGCCUCUGCAGAGUUCGUGCAGGCCCUUGAGCAAAGGUUGAGCCCUCCCCAAUUGCGCCUCUUCAAUAUUUGCAGAGGCAUGAACUUCAAGAACUAUACCUGUCGGCCUACUUGGGCGGGUGGUGCCCAUAUUUUUGUGACUCCGGCCGUGGCGGAUGAAGUGGAAGAUGCAUUUGAGGGAGUUGAGCUGGGGAAAAGUGACGUAGUUGUAAGCCCCGAGCAUUUGGCAGUUGUCCUCGAGGCCUUGGCAGAAGGCAGUGGUAGCAGGAGAUCUUGCGCCUAUGUGAACGAAUCAUCCUCUACCGCCCAUCCUUUGAGGGUCUUUUCUGCAGUGGAUGCCAAGAUGGCAUUCACCAGCCUAGACCCCCUGAGCUUUUGGCCUGGCUUUGAGGCUUGGGUUCAAUCCAGCUCAUUGGAUAUCGUUGAGGCCGCCUCUGAGUACAGCAUCGCUGUUGGCUCCAAGUCUGCUAGGCUCACACAUUCAACUGGCUCUGUCCCUCGCUGUGGAGAGAAGUCCUGGGGACAUUCGAAUGCCUGCGUAGCAAGAUCAAGCCAAGAUGGUGUCAGCUUGGGGCCUAUUGCUUACAAAAGGUUCUCUCUAGCCGCUGGCUUGGGGGAGAAGGAAGCAGGCAUAUCAGAAGUGCGCACGGAACCCACAGAUCUUGACACAGAGACGUGGGAGCACGGGCCGGUGAUGGAUGUGGGCACCUUCUUGGAAAGCCAUUUUCAGUCGGACCUGCGGCCCAUCCUCAAAACUGGCCAGGCUUUUGGCACCUAUGUGAAUAAUCAUUUUGGGCGCAUGACUUCAGAUGUUGUGGUUCCAUAUGUGGAGUGCUUGCCCUUGGAAAGCAGCCUGGCCUCUGCAAAUGGCGAUGAUCAGUCUUCUUUGAAGAGGGUGCACAAGCUCAUGAAGUCAGCUGUUAAAGAUCUCUUCAGCGUAGAGUCUUUGCAACUCUUUUUGUGCAGAAGCGAGCCGCCGGAGGAAACGCCCCCGGCAUUGCUGCAGGCGUUUGAGGAAUCGACCCACAUCUUGGCCAAGAGUAUUGCGGAAGUUGCUGAGGACUUUAAGGCGUUGCUGAGUCAGAAGUGGCGUCAGUGGAAGAAGAGCGGAAGGCAUUCAGAUGCUGGAUGCCAUGCUGCAGCUGGAGACUUGAGAGAGUUGUUUCGGGAGGGUGCAGCCUUGGUGUGCUCCAAAAUAGACAUCCAGAGAAUGGCUAUCCUUGCUUGGCAAGAGCAGAAUGAGUCUCGCAGGCACAGGAUGAAGAACCAGGAAAGGGCGCAAGAAGAUCAGGUUGAGGUUGCGAAGGGCAAAGCCAAAGGCAAAGCCAAAGGCAAAGGCAAAGGCAAAGCCUAUAAGACGUUCACGAAUCGCCAGGGCGCAAGUGACAGAAAGGCAGGGCAGAUGGACGAGUCUCACCAGGCUUGGCGCGGGGAACAGGCGAGCAGAAUUAGCCGCCCGAGAAUCCCUGUAAACGUUCUGCGUUGACUUUGCUUGGCUGAAGUGAUCCCCAGGGAGCCGGCAAGCUGCACUUGAAUUCACGGCAUUUUUGGAGGCAUCGGCGGUGGCAAUGCCUAUCCAUUGCAUUCGCAAACAAAGCUGUAGAGCGAGCCAA